CAUCAGAUUAAUCAAACUUUUGUGUUGUGAUUGUUCACUAAUAAUCACAAUGUUUUAAUACAUUUUAUGAAAAUCAGGAAGAAAAUCAGGCCAGAGAGAGAUUUGUCCUUUAUUCUUAUCGUCUGAAUUUUUUAAAUGUGUCAAGUAUUAAUCCAGAAAUGUAAUUUGAGUUUACAAAACACAUUAACAGUCAGAUAAGCAGAACUCUAAAAACUUUUAUGUCAGCAGUAUUAAACAAAUAAAACAAAGAUGUUGACGAACAGGUGUGUUAAUUAAGUUGCAUUGAUUAAUAUUAAUUUAUGUUAGAUAAUCGCUUUUAUUGUUCUUAGCCCUACUUAAAACGUAUAUUCUUAUAUUCUGCUGCACAAAUGUUGCUCAGAAAAAAACAUUCUUGAAGUCUAUACUUGCAUUCACAUACAUGUAUAGAUUUUUUACAAUUGUACUUUACAGCAAUAUUUUCAAUUUUAUGUUUAAAAGUAAAAGGAGAAAAACAUGAUCACUCAUAAUGAUAGAAAUUAUGUUGGACUGUUUUGAAUUGUUAAUUGUUGUAAAUCUGCAGCAGGAGAAUUUUAAUUUGACACAUGAUGCGUUUUAUUUUGAAAGGAACUUAUGUUAAUAUCAAAAGAAAAGAAAGUCAUAAUUGUAACAUAUUGAAAAAACAGGGCUUUAAUAAUUCAGUAAUUGCAAAUAUUUAAAAGUUAUGUAUGUAAAAAACAGAAAACAAUAAAACAGAUUAACUGUAAAGUGGGACUUUGCAGCUUUCAUUGGGUUUUAGUCAGUAUGAAACUGGACCAAAUGCGAGUGUUAAAGCUUGCAGAGCUCUUACUUAACUUUUCCCAAGGCUAACUGAAGCAUAUUCAUUCAAUAGCUAAUCAAUAACCGUCAAUCGCGUUGGUUUUCCUCAUAGAUGUGCACACUAACACACACAAUGCUAGACGUGCCGGUCCUAAGAGGAUUAUUGCAAAGAGGAACACAAAGUCAUUACUGUCCAUGAUCAUCAUUACACCAGCGUCUCCAUGAACACACAUACACACACACACACAGGUUCUGUGACGGACAGAAACCAGAGGACGCAGUGAGGAGGAAGUCCAGACACCAUCAGGAUGCAGGAGUAUGAUAUUAUAGUCCUAGGAACUGGACUUAAGGAAUGUGUCCUCUCUGGUUUAAUGUCUUUGAGCGGGAAAAAGGUUCUCCACAUCGACAAGAAUCCUUAUUAUGGAGGAGAGAGUGCAUCCAUUUCUCCUCUUGAGGAGCUGUACAGGAGGUUCAAGGUGCACGGUCCUCCGAAAUCGAUGGGUCGUGGGAAAGAGUGGAACGUUGACCUCGUCCCCAAGUUUUUUCUUGCAACCGGUGAACUGGUGAAAAUCUUGCUGCACACCGAAGUAACUCGCUACAUGGACUUCAAGGUGGUUGAAGGCAGUUAUGUGUACAAGACAGGCAAACUGCACAAAGUCCCCGCCACAGAGGAGGACGCCCAAACCUCAGAUCUAAUGGGCAUGUUUGACAAGAGGAGGUUCAGGAAGCUCCUCAACUUCGUCCUGAACUUUGAAGCGCAAAACCCUCGCACCCACCAGGACGUGGAUCCAGAAAAAACCACCACCCGGGAGCUGUUCUCCCGCUUUGACCUGGGCCAGGACGUCAUAGAGUUCACAGGUCACGCCAUAGCCUUACACUCCAGUGAAAGUUACCUGGACCAACCCUGUUUGGACACCAUCAACCGGAUCAAGCUGUACUGUGAGUCUUUGUCUCGCCACAACUUCAGCCCGUACCUGUACCCUCUGUACGGACAGGGGGAACUGCCACAGGGAUUUGCCAGGCUGAGUGCAGAGUACGGAGGAGCUUUCCUGAUGAACAGGACCAUAGAUGAGAUUGUGAUGGAGAACGGCAAAGUCAAAGCUGUCAAGUCAGAGGGGAAGGAGUUCCACUGUAAGCAGCUGAUCUGCGAUCCCAGCUAUGUGCCCAACAGAGUCAGGAAGAUCGGGCGCGUCGUCAGAGCCAUUUGUUUACUAAACCAUCCUGUCAAAAACACCCACGAUGCCAGCUCCUGUCAAAUCAUCCUUCCUCAAAGUCAGCUCAACAGGAAGUCAGACAUUUACAUAUCUGUAGUGUCCUACAGCCACAGCGUGGCCUCAGAUGGACUGUACAUCGCCACAGUGAGCACCACCGCCGAGACCGUCACCCCGGAGAAGGAGGUGCAGCCAGGCCUGGAGCUGCUGGAGCCUAUCCUGCAAAAAUUUGUAACCGUCAACCACCUGCUAGUUCCAAACGAGGACGGCAGGAAGAGCCAGAUAUUUGUUUCCCGCUCGUACGACGCGACCGACCACUUUGAGACGGAGUGUGAGGACAUCAAGGACUUGUACCACCGGCUGACUGGAGCUCGACUCUGCUUCCUGAAGUCUCGACAUCAGUCCCAUAACUCUGACGACGACUGAGGACGCCGCUGCUCCACCGCCGGUGGCGACGGCGUAGGAUGUAGUGAGCUGUUUGUAUUGUUCUCUUUUAUUAUGUAGGUUUGCUUUGAACCUUUUUCUUCUAAAUGUAAUUUUGACACGUAAACAUCAGGAGAAAAUGACCGACCUUAGGAGUUUAUUGCAUUUGUAAAGUUUGGUUGUGAAACCUCCUGAACAUUUGUUGUGUAGUUUUUGUGUUGAUCGUUCUUUAGUGAAAGUAUCAGAUUUUUUUCUCAAACUCAAA
This is a messenger RNA of Oryzias melastigma (Indian medaka), 2694 nucleotides long. RefSeq lists its product as uncharacterized. The record is from RefSeq and is a predicted model, not a curated record. Lineage: Eukaryota; Metazoa; Chordata; Actinopteri; Beloniformes; Adrianichthyidae. The transcript is spliced from 11 exons. Gene Ontology annotation, cellular component: cytoplasm. Gene Ontology annotation, molecular function: Rab GDP-dissociation inhibitor activity. Gene Ontology annotation, biological process: vesicle-mediated transport; small GTPase-mediated signal transduction; protein transport. Bases 1104 to 2432 code for a protein of 442 amino acids.